GGUGGUCUGCAGACGUGCGGAGAGAAACGGGGCUCCGGUGCUGAGGCAGGAGGCAGGAGGCAGGAGGAGGGACGGAACCGGCAGCAUCUCCCGAGUUCUGUACAUUUAGACUUCUGCCCCCUGCUGGCUGUUUGUGAGAAUGCAGGUUUAAGGGAGUUGGUCCAAUCAGUGCUCGUCUUCCUGCUGAGCCAGUCGACUGUGUUCGAGCCCCGGACUGCUGAUCUACAUGAUGAGGGAAGCUUUGUGAGGCGAGAACAUCAGAACCUGUCUUCUCUGUCUGCUGCCUCCAUCGAGCCACAGUCCUGAAGCACCAUGGGAGGCGUGGCGGUGGACGUGGAUGCAGGGGGUGUGAAGGCUCCAGAUGGAGGGUGGGGUUGGGUGGUGCUGGCCGGAUGUUUCGUCAUCACGGGCUUCUCCUACGCUUUCCCCAAAGCAGUCAGUGUGUUCUUCAAAGAGCUGAUCAGGGAGUUUGGCGUGGGAUACAGCGACACCGCCUGGAUCUCCUCCAUACUGCUGGCCAUGCUGUACGGCACAGGUCCUCUGUGCAGCGUUCUGGUGAACCGCUUCGGCUGUCGUCCGGUGAUGAUGGUCGGAGGCAUCUUUGCCUCUCUGGGAAUGAUCCUGGCCUCGUUCUCCACCAGCAUCAUCCACAUCUACCUCUCUACUGGAGUCAUUACAGGUCUGGGAUUAGCCCUGAACUUCCAACCAUCUCUGAUCAUGCUGAACCGCUACUUCAACGAGAAGCGUCCUCUGGCCAACGGGCUCUCGGCAGCCGGCAGCCCGGUGGCCCUGUGCUGCCUCUCUCCACUGGGGCAGGUCCUUCAGUACCAGUAUGGAUGGAGGGGUGGUUUCCUCAUCCUAGGUGGCAUUCUGCUGAACUGCUGUGUGUGUGGGGCCCUCAUGAAGCCUCUCGUUGCCCCUAAAACCACCAUCGCCAAGGAGCUGGGACAGGACAACGACAAAGAUGGGGAAGAAAAGAUGAAGAAGAAGCCUAAAGCGAAGCUGCUGGACUUCUCUGUCUUUAAAGACUGUGGCUUCGUCAUCUACACCGUGGCAGCUUCCAUCAUGGUGUUGGGGCUGUUCGUGCCUCCGGUGUUCGUCGUGAGCUACGCUAAGGAGCUGGGGAACGAGGACACCAAAUCUGCCCUGCUGCUAACCAUCCUGGGCUUCAUUGACAUUUUUGCUCGGCCCACGUGUGGCGUGAUCGCCGGACUGAAAUGGGUUCGGCCUCGAUGUGUCUACCUCUUCAGCUUCGCUCUGAUCUUCAACGGAACCACCGACCUCAUUGGCUCACAGGCAAAGGACUAUGCAUCUCUGGUGGUCUUCUGCAUCUUCUUUGGCAUCUCCUACGGCAUGGUGGGAGCGCUGCAGUUUGAGGUUCUCAUGGCAAUAGUUGGUACUGAGAAGUUCCCCAGUGCCAUCGGCCUGGUCCUGCUCAUGGAGGCGAUCGCUGUGCUGGUGGGGCCUCCUGGUGCAGGUCGACUGCUUGAUGCCACCAAGAACUACAUGUGCGUCUUCCUGCUGGCAGGAAGUGAGGUGGUCCUCUCCGCUUUGGUUUUGGCUAUUUGCAACUUCCUGUUCAUCAGAAACACGCCGCCAGACAAACUGGAGAGCAUCACGGUGACAGAGGACGCCAAGGCAGAGACGGCGGGCAGCAAGCCGGCAGAGGUGAGCGACGAAGAGGAGAAGGGAGCGAGAGAGGAGCAAGAAAAGGAGACGAUGAAGGAGCUGAAGGAGGAAGAGGAUGAGAGAGACAAAGAGGAAGAGGCCAGACCAAAGAGCGCCACCGUGGACUCACAGGAAGUGGAAAGAUUCUUGAAAGAACCACAACCAAAUGGCAGCAUGGCCACCAGUCCUGAAACAUGCCUGUGAGUGGAGAUGAAGGACAGGAUUAUUAACCAGCCAGACAGCUCAGUGAAGUGUCCUCAUUAGCACCGUACUGGGUAGUCAGGCUUCUCCCAUAAUUCAGUGUUUGAUUCAGGUGUUUAUGUGUUGUUUGUUUGUGGGGAGGCUGAUUGGUGUCAGCAAUAUUUUAUCACUAGAUGUUGAAGUGUUGCUCAUAGUAGAUGAUAGAAUAAGCCAGUUACAGCACUGCCUUGUGUUCAUACCAGAAGUCUCAAGUUUGGGUCUUUUGGAUGUAGCCACCAGCAAAUACACUUAAGGGAUAAUUUUGUCAAUAUUCUGCAUUUUUUACUGUCAACAAAUCACAUAAAAAAGGAGCAAAUGAAAGAGGUUUAGUUAUUUCUGGUGCAGUCAUAACAUGUUCCAGUAAAGGUUAACAAUAAAAAAGUUAAAUUACAAUCAAUUUAUUUAUUUUAAAGCGUGCAAACAUGUUCUAGUAGACCCCAAAAACUAAAAUUGUAAAAAUGGGAAUGUGCAUAAUAUGGACUCUUUAAGUAGAAACGACUGGGUCACACAUACAUUGAGAGAAGGAUUAUUACAUUGUUAGUUUUGACCUUUCCAUGAGAUUUGUCAUCAAUGAGAAACGUACAGAAUUAUGCCAACCUUAUCCUUUAAAAACAAAAUGCUGCUCUUUACUCAUAAUGUCUUAUGCAGAGUCAGAAAAGCUUUGUUGUGCACAUAGAAACUCCUUUCUGUUAACGCUUAAUAUGGUGAUCGUAAUUCGAAAGUAUCUUCCCACAUGGUUGAGACAGAUUAGCUUUUAUUGAGAACAGAUUUGAAUCAGAUGGUUACUCGCUACAUGCAUGUGUUUUUGAGGGUUGUUGUGGUAGUUUUGUGAUUCCUCCUUGGAUUAGCAGCAGGUCCAGAUGUUCUCCACAUGCUUAUUGUGGUUGAAGGUUCUGUUUCACUUCCACUCCACUGUAUCUGGUCGGCUGUUAUUGUCCGGCUUAUUUGUUGUGUUGACGUGAGCACUGAAUUCACUCUAAGAGCUGCACAGAGAAAAUGUCAUGUGGGAGAGAUGCUAAACCUUUCAGGAUGGGCGGAAAGAUGCGUCUCGAUCCUGGUGGGAUGAAAAUAGACUUUAAUCAAUCAUCAGUUCAGUGAUUAGCAGAAAGCUUUUUCCUUGGUCUCAUGUUGCCUACAUGCUCUGUGUCGUCUGGACUGUCUGUGAGUGUUUCAGUGAAAUGGAAUAUUAAAGGAAUAUUUUGUUGUUUUACA
This is a messenger RNA of Amphiprion ocellaris (clown anemonefish), 3120 nucleotides long. RefSeq names its product solute carrier family 16 member 3a (gene slc16a3a). The transcript has 8 exons. Gene Ontology annotation, cellular component: membrane. Gene Ontology annotation, molecular function: monocarboxylic acid transmembrane transporter activity. NCBI's taxonomy places the organism in Eukaryota, Metazoa, Chordata, Actinopteri, Pomacentridae. The coding region runs from base 313 to 1872 and encodes 519 amino acids. The record is from RefSeq and is a predicted model, not a curated record. Gene Ontology annotation, biological process: monocarboxylic acid transport; transmembrane transport.